Molecule: messenger RNA, 432 nt
Organism: Aegilops tauschii subsp. strangulata
Lineage: Eukaryota; Viridiplantae; Streptophyta; Magnoliopsida; Poales; Poaceae
Source: RefSeq, a predicted model, not a curated record
AUGCCGCCCCGCCGCAGAUCCAGCCCUGUCCCUACUCCCGUCGCCGAUUCCACCCCGCCUGGACCGUCGCCCGCCGUCGUACGGGUGGAUCGGGCCGUCGCCGCACCGCGCCGCCCCGGCCCCGUCCGCCUCCGCUCCAGCCGCCUCCGCCCCGCCACGGACCUGUCCGCCUUAGCCCCGCCCCAACCCUGUCCGCCUCCGCCCCGCUCCGGCCUCCGCCUGCCCCCGCCCGCACCGCUCGCCGCCGCCCGCCCUUGCCGGCACUGCAUGCCGCCGGCCCGCUCCGUCCGCCUCUGCCCCAUGCUGCACGCCGCCGCCCGCUCCUCACUCGGCCGCCGCCCCAACCUCUCUCCAUCUGCCGCCGUCCCGACUCGCUCCGGCCGCCGCCGCCACCCGAUGGCGCCGAAGAAGACUCAUAACCCACAAGUAUAG